Molecule: messenger RNA, 1103 nt
Organism: Raphanus sativus (radish)
Lineage: Eukaryota; Viridiplantae; Streptophyta; Magnoliopsida; Brassicales; Brassicaceae
Product: adenylate isopentenyltransferase 3, chloroplastic-like
Exons: 1
Biological process (GO): tRNA modification; cytokinin biosynthetic process
Cellular component (GO): mitochondrion
Molecular function (GO): tRNA dimethylallyltransferase activity
Source: RefSeq, a predicted model, not a curated record
AUUUCAUAAGUCCAGUCCAUACAGAGUCGCCAAACAUAUCUAAAUAUAUAUUAUAAAAUACCUGACGUCCCAAGUUCAUAUUGCCAAGUUUUUAAAAUAUCUCUAUCAUCAUGAUCAUGAGGGUAUCUAUGGCCAUGUGCAAACAGACAUUGCCUCCUUCGACGGCGUUAAACUUCCCCCCGGCAAACUUUGGUCCCAAUAUGCUAACUCUAAGCCCAUCCGGUCCAAAGGAUAAAGUCGUGGUCAUCAUGGGUGCUACCGGGACAGGCAAGUCACGACUCUCCGUUGAUCUAGCCACUCGUUUUCCUGCUGAGAUCAUAAACUCUGACAAGAUUCAAGUUCACCAAGGACUCGACAUUGUCACAAACAAGAUCACGACCGAGGAGAGUUGCGGGGUACCGCACCAUCUCCUAGGUGUCUUGCCUCCUGAAGCUGAAUUAACCGCUGUAAACUUCCGUCAUAUGGCGAAUCUCUCAGUUGAAAGCAUCCUUAGUCGUGGAAAGCUUCCAAUCAUCGUUGGAGGUUCCAACUCUUACGUUGAGGCUCUAGUAGACGACGAAGACUACAAAUUCAGGUCGAGAUACGAUUGUUGUUUUCUAUGGGUUGACGUGGCACUUCCCGUUUUGCACGGGUUUGUAUAUGAGAGAGUUGAUAAGAUGGUGGAAAAUGGAAUGGUCGAAGAAGUUAGAGAUUUUUUUGACUACUCGGAUUCUGAGUACUCAAGAGGGAUCAAGAAAGCAAUCGGAGUUCCAGAGUUCGACAACUUUUUCAGGAAUGAACCGUUCUUAAACAUGAGAGACAGAGAAGAGUUGCUGAGUAAAGUGGUAGAUGAGAUAAAGAGAAACACUUUCGGAUUAGCUUGCAAACAGAGAAAUAAAAUAGAACGGUUGAGAAAGAUCAAGAAAUGGUUUAUUCAGAGACUGGAUGCGACUCCGGUUUUCACAAGGCGUAGGUCAAAGGUGGAUGCUGACGUGGCGUGGGAGAGGCUGGUGGCUGGACCAAGCACCGACGCUGUGUCACGGUUCCUGCUCGACUUUGCCAGUCCUCGACCGCUAGUGGAAGCAUUAACCGCGCUGGCUAGGGAACGCGAGAUGUCGCGGUGC